CUGAGCGUGUCCCAUGCGUGUUGUGGUAAACACAAUCCGAGAUGCGUGUGCAUGCGUAGACGUGGUAAUGGAGGAUAGUGAGCUAUUCACUGGGGGCUUAGUUAGCAAGCUGUCUUCUUCACCGUAUGCCACUAUCUGUUCUUUCUAUUGACUGCGAGACAUCUGCAACGCAAAGGAAUACCGUCUUAACCAACUAAGAGGAGGUGGAGCCGCCAUUAAGUUUUGGGAUGGCGUCCGAUGUGAUUUCCCAAAACAAUGGUUCCAAGGGGAUCAUGACUUUUUACCCCACAACUGAGGAAUUCAAGAACUUCAGCCGCUACAUUGCAUAUGUGGAGUCCCAAGGAGCUCACAAAGCAGGCCUGGCUAAAAUUGUCCCACCAAAGGAAUGGAAACCCAGAAAGUCUUAUGACGAUAUAGACGAUUUGGUGAUCCCUGCACCCAUUCAGCAGGUGGUGACGGGUCAGUCGGGCCUUUUCACACAAUACAACAUCCAGAAGAAGUCCAUGACCGUGAGAGAGUUUCGCAAGAUUGCCAACAGUGACAAGUUCUGUAGUCCACAUUAUGAUGACUUUGAGGAGCUGGAAAGGAAAUACUGGAAGAACGUGACAUUUAACCCUCCCAUAUACGGGGCCGAUGUUAAUGGAUCUCUGUAUGGCCCUGACGUCAAAGAAUGGAACAUUUGCCAUCUGGACACUAUUUUGGAUACUGUGGAAUGUGAAAGCGGCAUCACUAUUGAGGGUGUUAAUACACCCUACUUGUAUUUUGGCAUGUGGAAGACCACCUUUGCAUGGCACACUGAGGACAUGGACCUCUACAGUAUCAACUACUUGCACUUUGGAGAGCCCAAAUCAUGGUACUGUGUUCCUCCAGAGCAUGGGAAACGAUUGGAGCGUUUGGCUAAAGGGUUCUUUCCUGGUAGUUCCCAAAAUUGCGAGGCUUUUUUAAGGCACAAGAUGACGCUCCUCUCUCCCUCUAUACUAAAGAAGUACGGCAUUCCCUUUGAAAAGAUUACUCAGGAGGCUGGUGAGUUCAUGGUAACUUUCCCCUAUGCCUAUCAUGCUGGUUUCAACCACGGUUUCAACUGUGCAGAAUCCACCAACUUCGCCACAGAGAGAUGGAUUGAGUACGGCAAGCAAGCUGUUUUGUGCUCCUGUCGUAAAGACAUGGUGAAGAUUUCUAUGGAUGUGUUUGUGAAGAAAUUCCAACCAGAUCGCUAUGAACAGUGGCUAGCAGGGCGAGAUGUGUCACCCAUUGACCACACACGGCCCACCCCAGAGGCGAAGGAGUUCCUAGGGGAUUCCUUUGACAUCAGUAACUCCACGGAGAGCUGUGGGGAUGAUGGGGAGCGAAAGAGCACUACACAGAGGAUAGAGACCAAGAGACACAGAGUCUGUCUGGAAGUACCUGAGGAGGUUGUUCCCAAGGAUGAAGAUGAGGACGAUGCGGAGCAGUAUGGGAAGCGUCCGAGGCUGAGCCUUAUACCUCCACGUACUACGUCACAAGAUGGCAAGAGAACUAAAGGUCCACCAAAGUUGGUUGUCACACCAACCAAGCUCACUUUAUUGGAUCCAUUUCAUAGGAGCCUAACCCAAAGUAACAGCGAUGUAGGGCGGCCCCCACAUUAUACCAAGACUCGUGCACCUGCGAUCUCGUCUCAGUCCCAGCUCAGAAACGGAUAUUUAUCAGUUUCAGCAGCACCUUCAUGGACUGAGGCCACUGCUCAGCCGGCCCGCAAAAUGGGGGUAGCCAGCCUGCUCUUCCACAGAACUCUGAGUCCAAAGGAAACUCUUCAGGUGCAAAGCUACACUAUAGAAAAGCAGCAGCGGCAGCAGCAGAAGCAGAAGCAGCAGCAGCAGCAGCAGUCUCAGACACAGCUGCAGGUUCACAGCUAUGCUAGAGCGCAUCAAGCCCGUCAUCUCCAGCACAAAACCUGUACAUUAUCACACACACAAGUUCAGUCCUCGCCACAGCCAGAAUCCAAGAUUAUUCUUACCAACGCAGCACUGAAUCAAUCGGAAGCAGAGAGUCUUGUAGAGCAGGGCCAAAAGGAGGACAAACCUGAAAUAUCGAUGCCCGCUGAGGCUCCAGCUGAAGUGAAGGAGCCUGAAGUUGAUUCCACCUGCAAUUCUGCUGCUGCUUGGCCACAAAUACAUCCCACAGAGACGAGCAAAACCGUGAGGGAGGCCCCAAAGAACAACAAGCGAAAGAGUAACCAAUCCCCCCUUGUGGAUAAUGGCAUUGUCAUCCUCAACGAAACCAUUCCUGUCAAGAAACCUGUCUUUGAUGAAGUGAAGGUGAUCCCUCAGAAUCAUCACCAGGUGUCAGAAGAGCAGUCAUACUGCAAGUCAGCUGUGAAGAAACAUCAGCAGCAGGCCCAGCUCUGCAAGCUGCCCCGUCAUCACCCUCUAAUCAGAGAGUUGCACAGUGACAAUGAAGAGUACAUAGACGAGGAGUUUGAGCAAGAGGAGAAAGAGGAGUGGGCAAAGCCUUUAACCCAGCUGUGGCAAUGUCGCCCAUAUAACCCUCAGGCAGAGAGAGAGUACAACAAGAGCAUGGGACAGCAGGCCCCCUACUGCUCCAUCUGCCUACUCUUCUACACCUACCAUCAGUCUGAAUCCAAUAGUGGGAGUUCCAGCGUGACGUUGGUGAACCGUCCAGGCGGCCGCCAUUGGUCCAAGCCACUCAUCCCUGAAAUGUGUUUCAACACCCAAUUUAGCAAGACAAAUGAUAACGGAGAGGGACAGCUGUCUAACCCUCAUGUUGCAGAGGACGGGACCAGCCGGCUGGUCAGCUGUGCUCAGUGCUGCGUCCGCGUACAUACAAGUUGCUACGGUGUGUCUGGGGAUGAAGCAGAACUUGACGACUGGUUGUGCGCCCGUUGUGAGGCCGAUGCCACCACAGAGGACUGCUGUCUGUGCUCCUUGAGAGGCGGCGCCCUGCAGAGAGCCAACAAUGACAAGUGGGUUCACGUGCUAUGUGCAAUCACUGUGCUGGAAGCUCGCUUUGUCAACAUCACUGAGCGUGGCCCCGUUGACCUCUCUGCAAUCCCACUGCCUCGGUUCAAACUGAAGUGUGCAUACUGCAGGAAACGGAUGAAGAGGGAGGUGAAUGGCUGCUGUGUCCAGUGCUCCCACGGGCGCUGCUCAACGGCGUUUCACCCCACCUGCGCUCAGGCAGCUGGAAUGCUGAUGCACCCAGAUGACUGGCCGUUCAUAGUCUUCAUCACCUGCCACAGACACAAAGCGCCCAGCAUACCAGAGCGCAACAAGGCUUCCAUGCGUGAGCUGGCAGUUGGGCAGAGGGUGAUAUGCAAAUACAAAAACGGCCGUUACUACCACAGCGAGGUGGUGGAGCUGACCACAGCCACCUUCUACGAGGUGGUGUUCGACGACGGCUCCUACAGCGACAACCUCUUGCCAGAAGACAUCGAGAACCGUGACUGCGUCCGGCUCGGUCCACCCGCUAACGGUGAUGCUGUUCAAGUGCGAUGGACAGAUGGGUUGAUAUAUGGAGCCAAGUUUAUUGCGUCGCACUCCAUCCCCAUGUACCUGGUGGAGUUUGAGGACGGAUCACAACUCACUGUCAAGCGAGAAGACAUCUACACUCUGGAUGAGAAUCUUCCCAAACGAGUCAAGUCACGACUGUCGGUGGCGUCAGACAUGCGUUUUGAGCUCUUCUCACAGACCGACGUCAAACCGAGCUCCAAAAGGCAAAGGGUGAUCAACUCUCGGUACAGAGAGGACUACAUCGAGCCCGUCAUUUACCGCGCCAUCAUGGAGUGACAUCCCUUUCCGUUUUCUCCAUCCUGCUCUCCACCUCAUCAACUCACCGCAGAGAGAUGCAGCUCCAGAUCUUUGUUUCUGGGUCUGGCCUCUCUGUUUCUGGCUACUGCUGAUAGGAAUGACCCCCUCCUCUUCCUCUUCUUCCACUGCCUGUCAGGCUACAUAUUUAUAAACUACGGCUGGGACUUUAAAUGACUUUUGUGUGCAUUAAAUAAUAUUCUUUGACCUGUCUUUCCCAUCACACUGUAGAUUGUUUUCUUCCUCCAGUUCAUUUAGUUUUUUCUUUUCUCAGGUAGAAGCCAUUAAUGGAUUAUUAAAUAUGGAAAAAGGAUGGACUAUCUGAUUGAGGCAAGAUAUAUUUUUUCUCGACCACCACAGUUACCAGCUGAAAAGGAAACUUUACACGUUAUACAAUGGGCAGUUGAUCUUAAUUGUGUGACAGUUCUUCUUUGAAUGACCGUUUGCUCUUGACAUACUGAUUUAUGUUAUUUUCAUAAUAAUUUAUCAUAUUUUGCAGUGAUAAAAAAUGAUGCUUGUGAAUGAGGAUUUAAAGGAAGCAUCAUUUUGGAUCAAUUUAAUUUAUGAGCCAAUCAGCUGUUGAUUACAAAAACAACUGGAUUCAUCUAGACCUGUGUUAAGUUUUUACCCCAAAGACAUGAAAUAAUAUCUCAAGGUCACCUUUUGACACAUCUUCAGGUUGUACCUAUGAAUCAUGUAAUGCGAUGCAUGUAUGAUUGAGGUAUUGCUUCUCAUUGGUGUGUCAACGUGCAUCUACUGUGAAGAUAGAAGAAAACUAGACAUGAUUCAAAGGCCCAAGCCUUACAUUUCAAAGGGCCACGCAUACCUUGUUUUUUGUAAAGCUUAAGGUUUAUUAUAACUAUUGUAAUUAAUUAUUAUUACACUUUAUUUAUGCGAGAGCACUGAGUUUAAGAACAAAGCUAUUUUUGUCAUGUCCUUUUCACAAUCUGAAGAAAACCUAAGAUGUAUUUAUAUUUAUUAUAUUGAUAGGUUUUCAUAUACCCUGUUUAAAUUUUCAACCUCUUCUCCUGUAUUGGGAUUGAAGGGUGUGAAUGCUAAUCUGAUUUAAAUCCUUCUCUAAACGAAAAGCACUUAUUUUUGCCUCCUGCCUCAGGAGGUUUACCAUUUUUUUCGACACAUGGCCACAACUAAGAUUUGAUUCUUUUUUUUUUUUUUAAAUGCUAGCUCUAGAGGUGAACAUUGUAACCAGGUUCUAGUUUGAUCACAAAUAAAUGAAAAAGCGGUAAGUGAAUCAU
This is a messenger RNA of Anoplopoma fimbria (sablefish), 5056 nucleotides long. RefSeq names its product lysine-specific demethylase 4A-like. The transcript is spliced from 23 exons. Lineage: Eukaryota; Metazoa; Chordata; Actinopteri; Perciformes; Anoplopomatidae. Gene Ontology annotation, cellular component: nucleus. Gene Ontology annotation, biological process: chromatin remodeling. Bases 228 to 3782 code for a protein of 1184 amino acids. Gene Ontology annotation, molecular function: histone H3K36 demethylase activity; histone H3K9 demethylase activity. The record is from RefSeq and is a predicted model, not a curated record.